Nerophis ophidion (straightnose pipefish) is the source of this 2147-nucleotide messenger RNA. RefSeq names its product CCR4-NOT transcription complex subunit 11. Gene Ontology annotation, biological process: negative regulation of translation; mRNA catabolic process. The transcript is spliced from 6 exons. Gene Ontology annotation, cellular component: CCR4-NOT complex. The record is from RefSeq and is a predicted model, not a curated record. NCBI's taxonomy places the organism in Eukaryota, Metazoa, Chordata, Actinopteri, Syngnathiformes, Syngnathidae. The coding region runs from base 689 to 2083 and encodes 464 amino acids.
GAUGCACUUCACCGGAAACGCUCCAAUCGUCAUUUCAAAAGUCCAAGCUCGCCGACACCGCUGGAGGUUUCUUGAGGGAAAGGCGCGCCGAAUAACUGCGACCACUUUGUGUUUAAGGCUCGCUCAGACACUUAAACACCCGCUGGGACCGCAAAACUUCCUCAUGGCGUCGCUCUUUUCUGUCGGUUAGCAGUACGAGGCCAACACCUCGCUAGCCGGCGAGCGACUAGCCAGCUAACUAGCGGCCGGCCAAGGAAAUAACUAGCGACUAGCCAGCUAACUACGGCCAAGAUAAUAACCAGCGACUAGCCAGCUAACUAGCGACUAGCCAGAUAACUAGCGAAUAGCCAGAUAACUAGCGACUAGCCAGAUAACUAGCGGCCGGCCAAGGAAAUAACUAGCGACUAGCCAGCUAACUAGCGGCCGGCCAAGAUAAUAACCAGCGACUAGCCACCGGCCAACUAGCGGCAGACCUAGAAGCUUACUAGCGACUAGACAGCGGCUAACUAGCGCCCGGCUUAAGAGCUAACUAGCGAUUAGCCAGCUAACUAGCGCCCGGCUUAAGAGCUAACUAGCGACUAGCCAGCUGCCGCCGCCGCCCCCCAUCUCGCACACUCGGCCUGCCCAGCAUGCAGGACUGGCGUUAGGCGCCGGAGGAGGCGGAGGCGGCACCACCACCACCACCACCAUGACGCUGGCGCCCAAGGAGCUGUCCAACCUGCUGGGCAUCAUCUCGGAGGAAGCCUGCACCAACACCUUCGACACGCUGUCCACGCACUUCCACCACUACUUCGGCAAGGCGGAGCACUUCCGGGUGGGCUCGGCGUUGGUCAUGCUCCUCCAGCAGCCCGACCUGCUGCCCAGCUCCCCGCAGCGUCUGACGGCCCUCUACCUGCUGUGGGAGAUGUACCGCACCGAGCCGCUGGCCGCCAACCCUUUCGCCGCCGUGUUCGCGCACCUGCUCAACCCCGCGCCCGCCGGACACGAGCACGAGAAGGUGCUCUCAGGCUUCCUGCCACCCAUCACCCUGCCUGAGAAGUUCUUCCUCUCGCAGCUGAUGUUGGCGCCCCCUAGAGACCUGUUCAAGAAGACACCUCGCCAAGUGUCCUGCAUGGAUGUCAGCAGCAUGCCACACUCCAUAGACAUCAGUGGACUGCAGCUCGCCCUGGCAGAGCGUCAGUCGGAGUUACCCACCCAGAGCAAGGCGAGCUUCCCCAGUGUCCUCAACGACCCUGAUCCAGACUCAUCCAACUCUGGCUUUGACAGCUCGGUGGCCAAUCAGAUCAUCGAGUCACUGGUGACGGGUCCCCGCCCACCACUGGAGAGUCACUUUCGUCCCGAGUUCAUCCGGCCGCUGCCACCUCUGCACGUGUGUGAGGACGAGCUGGCCUGGCUCAACCCCAGCGAGCCAGACCACGGCGUGCAGUGGGACCGCUCCAUGUGCGUGAAGAAUAGCACGGGCGUGGAGAUCAAGCGCCUGAUGUCCAAGGCCUUCAAGAGUCCGCUGUCGGCACAACAGCAGUCGCAGGUGAGCCGUCCUCGCUGUCCUCGCUGUCCUCGCCCUUUGCUCCCACGACCGCCCCUCUGUGUGGCCCCACAGCUGCUGGCCGAGCUGGAGAAGGACCCCAAGCUGGUCUACCACAUCGGCCUGGCGCCCGCCAAGCUGCCUGACCUGGUGGAGAACAACCCUCUGGUGGCCAUCGAGAUGUUGCUGAAGUUGAUGCAGAGCAGCCAGAUCACCGAGUACUUCUCUGUGCUGGUCAACAUGGACAUGUCUCUGCACUCCAUGGAGGUGGUCAACAGGCUGACCACAGCGGUGGACUUGCCUCCAGAGUUCAUCCACCUGUACAUCUCCAACUGCAUCUCCACCUGUGAGCAGAUCAAAGACAAAUACAUGCAGAACCGGCUGGUGCGCCUGGUGUGUGUCUUCCUGCAGUCCCUGAUCAGGAACAAGAUCAUCAACGUGCAGGACCUCUUCAUCGAGGUGCAGGCCUUCUGCAUCGAGUUCAGUCGCAUCCGCGAGGCUGCCGGACUCUUCCGCCUGCUCAAGAGCCUGGACACUGGCGACACCCCCACCAAGUGAGAGGGCGGGGCUUACACAAGCACUGUAAAUAUCUGCUCAUCCCCAAUAAACUUCCUUUUUCUGA